Molecule: messenger RNA, 3614 nt
Organism: Crotalus tigris (Tiger rattlesnake)
Lineage: Eukaryota; Metazoa; Chordata; Lepidosauria; Squamata; Viperidae
Gene: HIC2
Product: HIC ZBTB transcriptional repressor 2
Exons: 2
Coding region: 1879-3591 (570 amino acids)
Biological process (GO): regulation of transcription by RNA polymerase II
Cellular component (GO): nucleus
Molecular function (GO): DNA-binding transcription factor activity, RNA polymerase II-specific; RNA polymerase II cis-regulatory region sequence-specific DNA binding; protein binding
Source: RefSeq, a predicted model, not a curated record
CUCCGUGCUUUUAGCUUUUACCUUUUCCAAACAGGAAAUCUUACUCCAAAUAGGACAUAAUGGUUUUUGGACCAUUGGGUUUAUAUGUGUGUAUGUUUUUCCCAUGUCACCUUUGAGAGAGGGCCAUUUUUUUUAAAUAUCUGCCUCGGAGAAGAUGUGACUUUUUUAAAUGAGAGAAAAAAAAUGUCUGUCAGGUCUCUAACUAAUGGGAUAAUAUUUGCAAGAGAAAAACGGAAUUGCUGAAGGUGUAGAAUUCAGCUCAGGAGAGACUUUGACUUCAUUUCAAAAAUGGGGAAAAAGCUAAUAGAAAGACUUAACUUUUCAAACAUUCUCAAACUUGGGGAUACCACAAAUGGCAGUUCACUACUCCUGUAGCAAGUUUUUUUUUUUUCUUUUUAUCUGUUUUACCAGCUGGCACUUUCUGGUUUUGUUAGUUUACCAAGCGCCUUCGGAAGAAGGAGAGUUUGUAACUUUCCAUUUAAAAAUUUCAGUUCUCUGCUAUUUUCUUUCGGUUUCCAAACAAAUUUCUUUGGUAAAAAAGAGAAGGUGACUGUCCUAAAGUUUAACAAAAACCUCACGUUUUGUCGGCUUGGUGCUGGCAUUCCCUGCAGUCUGAAAGGCGGAUAUAUUUUUCUAUAUAAUAAAAAGCUGGUUAAAAAUCUCCUGCUUGUAUAGAGAUGCUUCUCGUUUUUUGAGGGGAGGGGAGGUAAAAGAAGGAAGAUAGAAAAGCCCUUUAAAAACUGGAUCAAUCUGCAGUUUUUUUAAUUGUUAAAUGCUAAUUUAGUAGAAUGUUUGGCUAUUCGGCAGGGCUGAUACUGUACUAAGAAGAGAUGUUUUGACAGUGGCAAGGAUUUGUGCAGUUUUAAUAAGGAGAUCUUCGUGGGUCUUGAGUGUUUGUGCGUUACUUCUGCUUUGGUAGUGUCAGUUGCCGGUAAAGUGGGGGGGAACUUCCCCUCCUUUGGACAGUUGUCAAUUACUUGUAUUGCCAAUCCUGCUGGAAGUAAUUAAUUGCAGUGCUAGCACACACACACACCCAAACACAGGCAUAGGGGUUAGACAAUUUCAAACCAUGUUGGCUUAUGAUCUAGGACUACAGUCCCACUUUAGGACUGUAUAAACCAGGAUAACCAAAAGCAGCCAAAAAGCAAAGCAAGUAUUGUCGUCUUUAAGAUGGAUCUGAACUUCAAAAUUUCCGGAUUUUCUUCCUUUCUCUGUUUCUUAAGGAAAAUAACGCAGCUUGCUAAUGAGAAUAAAUGUUGCAACUAUACCUUUGUGUCUUUUUUUUUUUUUUUUUGGACAAGGUUGACCAUCCUGUGGAAUAAUUCCUCUAGCUUUCUCCAAAAUGUGUCUUGCAACUUCCAAGAAAUUUGCACCAUUGUUUUUUUUGUUUGUUUGUUUGUUUCCUUUAAGAACUGGCAACAUAAAAUCAGCUUGCUUAGUAUUCAUUUGAAUUUCCCCCCCCCUCUUGAUAAGUAUGGGGGACUGGCUGAAAAGAUUUUAAUAUCUUUAAAGAGCUCGUUUUGAAGACCCGGCGCGCGUAAACAGUGUUUAACUAGAUUGGGGUGGGUGUGUCUUCCUAAAGAGGAGAAAGGAAGAAGCAGUUUGGUGGCCUCAGUUGCUGAAGCCCACACUGACGAUGUUGGCCGUGUGGACCUGGUGGUGGCGUUGCAAGUUGUUGGCCCUAAAUAGGUCAGCGGGGAAAGGGUUGUUGUGUUGAUUUCUGGAGGUUACAGUUGGUUGGUUGACUUUCAACUUCUGGAGUUUGACUUCCCUGCUCUGGUUUUCCGGAUUCUCUUCAAGAGUGGAGGAGACCAUGGUGUGGAGAACGUCUUGACAGCGAGGUGAUCAGGUGACCAGGAAAGGGAAGACAAGGUGGAGAUGGAACUGCCAAAUCAUGCCAAACAUUUGCUCCUGCAGCUUAACCAGCAACGAGCCAAAGGUUUCCUUUGCGACGUGAUCAUUGUUGUCGAAAAUGCCCUCUUCCGUGCCCACAAGAACAUCCUGGCAGCCAGCAGCAUGUAUUUCAAGUCCCUCAUCUUGCACGACAACCUGAUCAACUUAGAUACUGACAUGGUCAACCCUACCGUGUUCCGGCAAAUCUUGGACUUUAUUUAUACUGGGAAGCUCUUAAUGACUGACCAGCCCGGGGAACAGAACUUCAACGCUCUCCUCACCGCAGCAAGCUACCUCCAACUUCCUGACCUGGCGGCCCUUUGCAGGAAGAAGCUCAAACGCAGCGGGAGGUCCUUCACUGGCCGGGCUGGUGGAGCCUCCAGCGUUGGGCGGCCGCCUCGGAGUCAGAGACUUGCCACCGCUUCCGUCAUCACUCGUUAUUCAGGGUCAACCGAAGGGAUGAAGGGCCCUCAGCCGAAGGAGAUGCCAAAGGCGAAGGUCUCAGGUGAUGAGGUCUUCAUGAACAGUUCCAACCAAGAGAAUUCCCACGCCUUGAGUAGGGGCCUGGGAGAGGGGAGUAACAGCACCAACGGGAGCUGUGUGGACCAGGAACUUGGGCUGGAUCUGUCCAAGAAAAGCCCCUCCCUGCCCACUGCAGCCCCCCAAGAUGAACCCCCACACAGCGAGAGUCAGCGUGGCUCCCCCCGGCCUGCCUCAGCCCCCACAGCCAACAGUGCCUCAUCGUUCGAAGACGCCACCUCUGGAGCCCCUCCUGCCCUAAUAGACAACUGUGAGCCCAUGGAAAUGGAUCUGAACGAAGACCGCCAGUCUCUGCCCGAAGGCAGCCAGCGGAAGAGCCUACGUCAUUCCUCGCGCAAGAAGGAGUGGAUCAAGAAGGAUUGCGCCUUUGACCGGAAGGAGGGUGGGGGCAAAGGCUGCGAGGAGGGCGAGGGGCUGCCCAACGGCAUCCUGAUGGGCCCCUUGUGCAAGUCCGCGGAGCGCAGUCUAGGCUUGAGUCCCUACGGGCCGGAGCCGCCGUUGCAUGCCUGCAAAGAAGACGUGGAGAACGGCAAGGAGAACAGCGAGGACAGCGGGCAGAGCGAAAGCGAGAACGGCGGUCACAGCAGCGCCAACUACGUCUACCGUCAGGAAGGCUACGAACCCGUCGCCUUUGGGGACAACUUGUACGUCUGUAUCCCAUGCGGGAAGGGUUUCCCCAGCUCGGAGCAGCUCAACGCCCACGUGGAGAAACACACGGAAGAAGAGCUGUACAUCAAGGAGGAAGGGACGUUUGAUGAUAAAGAAGAAGAAGCCGAGGAUCUAUCGAACCCCAACCAGCCCUACGCCUCGGAAUCGCGGCCGUUCAAGUGCUCGGUCUGCGAGAAGAGCUACAAAGAUCCGGCCACUCUCCGGCAGCACGAGAAGACUCACUGGCUGACGCGGCCCUUUCCGUGCAACAUCUGCGGCAAGAUGUUCACCCAGCGGGGCACUAUGACUCGGCACAUGCGCAGCCACUUGGGACUCAAGCCCUUUGCCUGCGAGGAGUGCGGGAUGCGCUUCACCCGGCAGUACCGGCUGACCGAGCACAUGCGCGUCCACUCAGGGGAAAAGCCCUACGAAUGUCAACUCUGCGGCGGGAAAUUUACCCAGCAACGAAACCUCAUCAGCCACUUGAGAAUGCAUACCUCUCCUACAUGAAGCCAAAGUCUCUCCAAGGAGCU